Messenger RNA from Meleagris gallopavo (turkey), 1181 nucleotides. The record is from RefSeq and is a predicted model, not a curated record. NCBI's taxonomy places the organism in Eukaryota, Metazoa, Chordata, Aves, Galliformes, Phasianidae.
CCUCCUCCAUCCUCCUCUCUCCUUUGCAGGAACUCCAACAGCAAAAACGACCGCAGGAACCGCAAGUUUAAGGAGGCUGAGCGGCUCUUCAGCAAAUCCUCGGUCACUUCUGCUGCGGCUGUCAGUGCGUUAGCUGGAGUUCAGGAUCAGCUCAUUGAGAAGCGUGAGCCAGGCAGUGGGACGGAAAGCGACACUUCUCCAGACUUCCACAAUCAGGAGAACGAACCCAGCCAGGAGGAUGCUGAGGAGCUGGAUGGAUCUGUGCAGGGGGUGAAACCCCAAAAAGCCGCUUCCUCCACUUCUGGGAGCCACCACAGCAGCCACAAAAAACGGAAGAACAAAAAUCGGCACAGCCCGUCUGGCAUGUUUGAUUAUGACUUUGAGAUUGAUCUCAAGUUAAACAAAAAGCCGAGAGCUGACUACUAGACACAUCAGUGCUGAAGAUUCUGGGAUCCGGUCCUACAUGAAUCCCCACCAAGAAUAACUCCAGUCAUCUGAACGAGCACAAUGGCAGCUCUCUGGCCACGUGUGUGCAGAAGGGAGCGAUCCACUCUAAACAACUCAAGGGGGAGAAAGUCUUGGACGUGUCUUUGCAUCAUUUUUAGAUAACCUGACUGGCAGGAGAUGAAGGUGUAGUAGUAGUAGUCCUCAAUUCCUGGCUAUUCUGUGCUUCCAGCUCAGUCAGGAACUUCCUUCAAUUGGCUGAUGUUACUGCUGCCACUGUAAAACCGUGGGGAGGCAUUUCCUUUUCUGCUGGAAUAGGGCUGUGAUUCACUGUGUCCCAUCCACGCUGUAAGACUUAGGUUACUUUUGUUACUGAGACGUAGCUUUGUGGUUUUGUUUGUUUCUUUGUUUGUUUGUUUUUUUUUAAACCAAAGUGCAUCGUUAAUAAAUGGGCUUUUGGUUUGUUUGUUUUAAUGCCUGUAGAGAGGAAAGUUCUUGGUUUUGUGGAACAGCUCGGUUUGAUUUGUAGGUAAGCAGAGAACAAAGUGGCUAUCCAGUUUCUCUGACUUUUCUUUUAAAUGCCAUCCCCUGAAGUUGGCACUGUGCUUUUAGAUGCAGAGGAGGCUGGAGCUCAGAGCCUUCUUGCUCUCUGCUAUCUUCGACGUUGGGUAGAUUCUCUUUUUAAUACAAACUUCCCUCAUUUGUACAUAAAGAAUAAAAGUUACAUUCGUCUCUCU